Molecule: messenger RNA, 2048 nt
Organism: Williopsis jadinii
Lineage: Eukaryota; Fungi; Ascomycota; Saccharomycetes; Phaffomycetales; Wickerhamomycetaceae
Gene: FAR8
Product: Far8p
Exons: 1
Coding region: 438-2018 (526 amino acids)
Molecular function (GO): protein binding
Source: RefSeq, a predicted model, not a curated record
CUACACGUUUAACCACCCUAUCAGGACAACCGUUCCUGUUUUCAACCGGCUCAGAUAGAUCGCAGAGCCAGAAGUGCUAUCUAGAGCCUAUGGCAUCCUCGAAUAUACAACCCAAACCCGCAAGCAAUACACGCCUUUACGAUGGAUCUGAAGCCCCAGUGUCUCAGUGUCCGGAACUGAGGGGGCAGUCCGGAGAACAGACCCAGAAGACAGGACAAGUCGUGUGCAUUUCAAAAGAUGCCCAACAUCCCUACACCACUGGACAAACACGCCUCCCACAUUGGGAAAUAUUCGUGGCUAUAACUGUUCGGUUGAUGUGUUUACCUUCAAGACCGGGAGCACUUGUUCAGUGAACCGUUGCUCUGUGCUUUGCUGAUCUUUCCUGUAUCUCUGUUGAUAGUGACAAUCAAGCUGGCUGCUGAGCAAUUGUAGGUGUGAUGGACGGCCACAGUAAUGGAACGCAAGGGUACACUCUUCCUGGUGUGAUGCACUACCUCCAGACAGAAUGGGCCACGAACCAUAGGGAUCGUAUACUCAUGAAGAGUGAGCUCGAAGAGAUGAAGUGUCAGGUGGCCAAGCUUACGAGUGAGAAUAACAGCUUGAGGUACAUCAAUGCUAAGCUUCAAAAGCAACUGGACUCGCUCAACUGCGCUGAUAGCAACGGCAAGGCUUGUGCAAGGGAGCAGGAUCAGCUUGUGAACGGGUUGCAAGACUUUGAGCUUGCUCCUUUGAUCGAGGCCAGAAGGCACUUGGAGGAUAAGAUGAGGGAAGUUGUGUUCUUGCUGAAGGGGACAGAUUCAGAUCUAUCGUCGCAGCUGGAACUAGAGCGUCAAAGGGCUUUGCUAGUGGUGGAGGACCAGCAUAAGCACGCUGCCGAGGUGGUUGAUAGUGACGUUAAAAGGGUACUUACCCAAUCCCCAGCUGUUCCAGAAUCACCAGAGUACGUGCCUAAUGGAUUAACAAAGGAUUCCGGUGAUAUUGACACGGAUAACGAGACCGUCAUUGCUGAGGAAGAUGCAGACAAGACAAAACCAACACCUUCAAAGAGGUCUAACAGUUUUACACCGUCCAGACCCACCACUGAUUAUUCUAAACCCAGAUUCACUUUGAAAUCACACAUAUCUCAGAUCAGAUCACUGUCAUCUUUUGCAAAUUCGUUAUUGACACUUGCAUCUGGUGGCUCUAUAAUCCUGUGGAGGUUUGAUGAGAAGGUGAAAAAAGAUUCCAUAUCUCCAAAGGAGAUCAAGACUUAUUCGUCCAAUUGUGACGAUUUGGAGUUCAUCAACUGGAUAAGCAAGGAUUAUUUUGUCGUUGCAUCGCACUCAAAGGUAUUCCUUUGGAAUAUUAACCAGGAUACUCCAGACCACGAGAUCACUUGUUCCUCAAGGUUGACACAACUAGUCGCCAAUGGGGACUUUGUCGUAUUGAAAAUGAACAAGUCGGUAAAGAUCCUAGUACUAGAACACUCCUCCGAUAUCACAUGGCUUGAGUUUGACGAUUUGAAUAUUAGUGCUGAAUCAAUUGCACUGCGUGGAUCCCUACUCUACGUGAAGAUCCCUGGGAAAAACCUUGAGGUUUACGACAUUUCUAACAAGGUCAAGCUACUGCAAACGAUCUCCAUUAGCGUUGAUAUUGAUGGCAUCGUUCAGUCGUUGUCUAUUGACGAUAAAUUAUUAGCAUUGGGCACUGAAAAGGAAGUUGUCGUCUUUGACUUUACUACUAACCGAAUCCUAUUACAGCAAAGCUCCAAAGGUGUCACCCAGGUGUUCUUCACCCUGAGCCACAUAGUUAUAGUCGAUAGGGAUGGCUCCAUAUCCAUCUUCUCAAGAGACUGUCAUCUACUGGCAACUAUGAACCACUACGACACGUUGUUGAAGGGGGUCAGCAUUGAGCAACUCUCAGAUGAUGAUAAAAACUUUCUACAUAAGGCCACUGCUGUUGCUACAACGUAUGGUGACGAUUAUGUACUCACAGGUGGUGAUGAUUGUAUGAUACAUGGAUUUGCUCUAAAUAAUUGAUAAUUAACAAGGAUGUAAUCGAAGUUUUGU